UUGCUUGGAGCCAUGCCUGGAAAAGCCAACGCUUUCGAUAUUUGAUCAUUGUUAAGAGAGGAAGAAAGAAGGUUUCUUUAGAGAGGAAGAAAGAAGGUUUCUUUAGAGAGAAAGAAGAAGGAUGGGAAGAGCAUUUGUAUAUGUAAUUCUCGGAGGAGGUGUGGCAGCAGGAUAUGCAGCCCUUGAAUUUACAAAAAGAGGGGUCUCUCAUGGUGAACUUUGCAUUAUUUCUGAAGAACCUGUUGCCCCAUAUGAGAGGCCGGCUUUAAGCAAAGGCUUUUUACUUCCUGAAUCUCCUGCACGUCUUCCAUCAUUUCACACUUGUGUUGGUGCUAAUGAGGAAAGGUUAAAUCCAAAAUGGUACAAGGAACAUGGGAUUGAAUUAGUCCUCGGAACUCGAGUUAAGUCUGCUGAUGUGAGACGCAAGACGUUAUUAACAGCAACUGGAGAGACUAUAAGUUACAAGAUCCUCAUCAUUGCAACAGGUGCUCGGGCUUUGAAGCUUGAAGAAUUUGGAGUGAGUGGAUCAGAAGCUGAAAAUGUAUGUUAUUUACGAGAUUUAGCAGAUGCGAACAGCCUUGUCAAAGUGAUGCAAUCUUGUGCUGGUGGAAACGCUGUUGUCAUUGGUGGUGGGUACAUUGGAAUGGAGUGUACUGCAUCUUUGGUGAUCAAUAAAAUAAAUGUAACCAUGGUUUUCCCUGAAGCACAUUGCAUGGCUCGUUUAUUUACACCCAAGAUUGCAAGCUAUUAUGAGGAUUAUUAUCAGUCUAAAGGAGUGAAGUUCAUUAAAGGAACUGUUUUGUCAUCAUUUGAAUUUGACUCCAGUGGAAAGGUUACGGCUGUUAAUCUUAGGGAUGGAAGUCGGCUACCUGCAGACAUGGUCUUGGUGGGAAUUGGAAUACGCCCAAACACAAGCCUGUUUGAAGGACAACUGACAUUGGAGAAAGGUGGGAUCAAAGUGAACGGAAAGUUACAAACAAGCAACAACUCAGUUUAUGCAGUCGGAGAUGUUGCAGCAUUUCCAGUCAACCUAUUUGGUGAAACGCGCAGACUUGAGCAUGUUGAUUCAGCCCGAAAAUCUGCGAAACAUGCUGUUGCUGCGAUCUUGGAACCAGAGAAAACAGGUGAGUUUGACUACCUGCCAUUCUUCUACUCCAGAGUCUUUGCAUUUUCUUGGCAGUCUUUUGGGGACAAUGCAGGAGAGGUAGUGCAUUUUGGGGAUUCCUCAGGGAGUACCUUUGGGGCUUAUUGGAUAAGCAAGGGUCAUCUUGUUGGGUCUUUCCUUGAAGGGGGAACCAAAGAAGAGUAUGAAGCCAUAGCCAAUGCCACCAGGCUUCAACCAGCUGUUGAGGAUCUGGCUGAGGUGGGAAGGCAGGGUCUGAACUUUGCUCUGACAGUUAGUAAGAGACCGCUGCCUACACCACCCAUUGAAGUCAGCAGGUCGAGCCUUGUUGUGGAAAAACCAGUCUAUGCUUGGCAUGCAACAGCCGGUGUUGUUCUGGCUGCAUCCGUAGCUGGAUUUGCAUAUUGGUACGGAAGGAGACGUAGAAGGUGGUGAGAAAUCAUUUUCCAUGCAUCAGCAAGUUCUGAUUUCACCUGUAACACCACUAUUGUGGCACUGAUAGAAUAUAAGUUGUCGAAAUACUUGAUGUGUCAUGAUUUGUACUCAAUCAAUCAAUAGCUCAAAAUUAUUACUCAAUACAAAAUUAUUGAAUAAUUCCCAUUC
This is a messenger RNA of Theobroma cacao (cacao), 1726 nucleotides long. RefSeq names its product monodehydroascorbate reductase 4 (gene MDAR4). The record is from RefSeq and is a predicted model, not a curated record. Gene Ontology annotation, cellular component: cytoplasm. NCBI's taxonomy places the organism in Eukaryota, Viridiplantae, Streptophyta, Magnoliopsida, Malvales, Malvaceae. Gene Ontology annotation, molecular function: oxidoreductase activity, acting on NAD(P)H.